AUGUCUCCUAUCCAGCCUCACCCCAGCCUCACUGCUUCGACCUCCUUGGCUUCCUCCACAGAAAACGAAUCAUCAGCAUCAUCAGAAACGCAUUAUCCUCUCACUUCCCUUAGUAGGGAAACUUAUCUUACCCCUCAAAAAAAGAAAGUUACCGCAUUCCAAUGGAAAGUAUAUGAUUUAGCUAUACGUAUACCUCUUGGAAAAGUCACGACUUAUGGAAUCCUUGCUCAGUUACUCACUUCUAACUCUUCUGGUGUCAAGAGAGGAGGUGCUCAAGCUGUUGGGAAUGCUCUUCGAUCAAAUCCUUUUGCUCCGUUUGUACCCUGUCAUCGUGUGAUCAAUGCUGAUCUUUACAUAGGAGGUUUUUUCGGUGAUUAUGGAGUGCCUACAACUGGUUCGAGUUCAAGUUCAAGUAAAAAACGAGGAGUGAAACAAAAAAGUACCACAAAUCAUGUUCAUCGUAAGAUUGAACUGUUGAAAUCUGAAGGCAUUCAAGUUGGAGGUAAUGGAAUGAUUUUAGGGAUCACGACUGAUGAGUUGUGGCGCGGUUGA
Melampsora larici-populina 98AG31 is the source of this 552-nucleotide messenger RNA. RefSeq lists its product as uncharacterized. NCBI's taxonomy places the organism in Eukaryota, Fungi, Basidiomycota, Pucciniomycetes, Pucciniales, Melampsoraceae. The coding region runs from base 1 to 552 and encodes 183 amino acids. The record is from RefSeq and is a predicted model, not a curated record. Gene Ontology annotation, biological process: DNA repair. The transcript has 5 exons. Gene Ontology annotation, molecular function: methylated-DNA-[protein]-cysteine S-methyltransferase activity.